UAAGGGUUCCUUCCUUCAUAUCUCACAUUUGAUCUCCUCCUCUCAUAAGAUUCCUUGAGGAGUUUCUCUUUCUCUCUCUUCUUCCGCCGACGACGAACAAACCCUAGGGUUUCAAAUUCAAUUCGCUUUCUAAUUUUUUGUUUUCCAAUUCAAUCGUAACACCGCCAAGCGAUCUAUAAUCUCCAGAUCUUCAAUUGAUAGGAUCUAGAAUUCACAGAUCUGUCGAUUUUUCAGCGAAGAAUUAUUUUUAGGGUUUCUUCGAUUCGAAUCGUACUUUGAUUUGAGAGAGAAAAGGAAAAUCAAAGGAAAAAAAAGACGGGUUUUAAUUUGGAUUUUGGGUGUUGUAGUUUGUAAUUGGUAUUGUUGGGGAAGAUGGCUCGAUGUUAUCCAUACCCGCCACCUGGGUAUGCUGGGAAGUGCUCAAGCCACGAGGCCUUGAUCUUAUCGAUUAAGCUCCAAAAAGAAAAGGAGAAGGCAAAUGCGAACAAGGAACUAGAGAAGGUCAUUUCAGAAAGGAAAAAGUCCAAAUCAUCUUCAGAUAAGAAGAAAGGCAAAGAAGAUAAAAAAGAGAAGAAGAGAGACAGAGAAGACAAGAAGAAGGACAAGAAAAGCAAAGAAGAACGGAAGAAAGAGAAGAAAGAGAAGAAAGAAAAGAAAGAAAAGAAGAGAGAGAAGAGGGCUAAGGCCAGUGACCCUGCUGCUGAAAGCGGGAAGCAAGAUUUUGUUGAUAAAUUAACUAAACCCGAAAAUGUGCUGGUCGAAUCUAAUGGGAAGUUGCAGAAGACAAAUGCUGAACUGCUGGAGAGGAGUAGUGUUACUGAAGAACAUGGCCAGCCCAUUGACACUCAGAAUGCACCUUGCUCUUCUGAUAGCACUGGAAACAGUGGCAAGAGAAAAAGGUCAAUGCCAUCUCCUAGUGGCAUUCAGAGCAAUGGAAACAUAAUUAGAAUUCGGUUGUCAUCAUCAUCUCAAAAGAGAGAUGAACCUAGUACAUCAGGAAGCAAAGGGCAAGAAGUUAGUCAGCUCCCACAGGCAAGAGAAGACCCUGUCUUAUUACUCAGCCAAGUGUGGCCUUGUGACAGCGGUGCAACGCAAGACACAUCCCUCAGACAGAAAGAUGUAGUCUCAGAAGCUCAAGGUCUACUUCCCUGUUCUACUUCCACUAGUACUGCUACUUUACAACGAGUUUCAGCAGAAGUCUCUGGUUUGAAAUCGGAAGUAUCCCAGAAGGGUAUUCUUCCAUUGCUUGACAAGGUCAACACAUUGGAGAAACUAUCAUCUCAUGACAGAAGGAUGCAGAAAAAAGAAUCAACGUUUAAGCAAUUGUUUGUGGAUUGGGUGCCACCUGCUCUAGAAAUGGUUGAAGAAGAUGACGAAGACUGGCUUUUUGGUAAGAAGGAUGAAGACAGAUCAGCCAAAAGAUUGAGAGCCAGUAAUGAUGCUCCAAGCCAGGUUGACAAUCUUCCUUGCUCGGCCUCUGCUGUAAUGCAGCCACGGGCCCAUUACUUGGCCAAUGCAGAAGUAUAUGCAUUGCCCUUCACUGUUCCGUUCUAAGCUCAACAUUUUUCACUCCAGUUAUUGUAUGGUAAACGACGCUAGUACUUGGACUGGUUGAGCUUUCCUUCAGCUCAACAUUUUUCACUUGAGUUGGUGUAUGUUGAAUCUUGAAUGAUGCUAGUACUGAGACUGUAGCUUUGUUGCAUUGCUGCAGCUUUGAAGAGGGUGUGUUUAAUAUCUUUUGGAGUGGUGGAUGAGAUAUCAGACUCACACAUAUGGAGUACAAUGAUAGGGUUUUGGAAAAUUGGCGGGGAUGGUUAAAAUUUUGGUGUACUAGUGUAGGGUCUGUUGUUUGUCCUGAUAUUUUUGUUGGUUGAACUGUAAAUAUGAUCUACUAAUAUGUUUGUCCAUUGGACUUACUAAUACAAACAUUAUGAUUGACAAA
Messenger RNA from Chenopodium quinoa (quinoa), 1942 nucleotides. RefSeq names its product DNA ligase 1-like. NCBI's taxonomy places the organism in Eukaryota, Viridiplantae, Streptophyta, Magnoliopsida, Caryophyllales, Amaranthaceae. The transcript is spliced from 3 exons. Bases 373 to 1554 code for a protein of 393 amino acids. The record is from RefSeq and is a predicted model, not a curated record.